Molecule: messenger RNA, 5156 nt
Organism: Boleophthalmus pectinirostris (great blue-spotted mudskipper)
Lineage: Eukaryota; Metazoa; Chordata; Actinopteri; Gobiiformes; Gobiidae
Gene: sh3tc2
Product: SH3 domain and tetratricopeptide repeats 2
Biological process (GO): regulation of intracellular protein transport; regulation of ERBB signaling pathway
Cellular component (GO): recycling endosome
Molecular function (GO): protein binding
Source: RefSeq, a predicted model, not a curated record
UAACAUGCUGCAUGCGACUCUCACACCAGCUCUACACUAUUGCUGCUGACUUACAAACUUUCCUUUCUGUUUUUCUUCUCGAGGUUUUCUGGAAUGACAGUGAAGAAUGGCUACGGUUUCGUCAGAUGUCACAAGACUCACGUUUUCAAGCCAAGACAACAAAGUUAAAGGCAGACAGGCAGACAGCAGUACACAUGAGGAAUGAAUUGAGAGAGGAACUGGGCAAAAACGCAGAGGUCAGUCCCAGACUCCCUAUGCAUCCACCACCAUGAAAUAAACCCAUGGUAAAGUGUAUGAGUCUAGAAUGGGUACAACUCUUAGCCAUGAAGACAUCUCUCCGGCUGAACUGGACGCUCUGUGGAGGGAACCACCUUACACUUUUGGGGGAACAAAUGACCAUUUCUCGGGAAAUGACAUCAUGACACAAGGUGAGGAGGAGGGCGGGGCGCUGGGGGAGUCUGGAGAAGGCGGAGCAGAGCCAGACAGCUACUGGAAGAAGAAGGAAGCUUUUCUUCGAGGAAGUAAAGUGUCUCUGGGAGAAAAAUUCUCCUCAGAAAUUGUGCUGCUUUUCACCGGGCGAAGGCGCUCAACUGGACCUGACCGCUCAUUACAAGAAGCUCUCCGCACGAGGCUGAGAGUGGUGGAGAGUAACAGUAAAGAUGUCAUCCAGCUCUUUAAGGACCUCUCUGCUCGUCUGGUCUCUGUCCAUGCUGAGAAGGACAGCUUUGUACUCACCUUCAAAACUGUAGAGGAAAUCUGGAAGUUCUCAACAUACUUAGCAUUAGGAUUUGUGGCCCGAUGCUUGGAGAACUUCUUGUGUGAUCAGUCGUUCUGGUUGGACCCAGAGCUCCUUAGCGACUUAGAGAUAAACGUCACCGUGGAUGAAGAGCACCUGGCCACUCUCUAUUUGGGACUUUUACUUCAAGAAGGUUCUUUCUUUGCAAAGGCCUUAUUCACAAGAAAUGACAUAAACGAGGAUGAUGAAGAGCAGCUUUCGUUUAAAAAGAAUGACCUGCUUCUGGUGCGGGACACUGGGCAGGAGAACAUGUGGGAGGGCACCAUGUUGUCUACAGGAAGUCACGGCCUGGUGCCAGUCAACGCCAUGCAGCCCCUGCCCUACCCUUUCUAUCAGUGGUUCCUGAGGAAGUACCCGGGCCAUGCUGGAUGUGCGCCGUUGGAGAAGGAACCGUUUGAGCAUCCGAUUGUGACUGGUUCGUGUGUAGCAGUGGCCGACUACAGCCCCCAGACUCCAGAUGAGCUCCAGUUAAGUCAAGGGGACGUCAUAGAGAUCCAGGGCCUUCUCCUCAGAGGUCUGGCUGUUUUCAUUGGGACCCACACGUCAACUGGGCACACAGGCUUUGUCCAUAAGGCCCAUGUCAAGCCUCUCAAUACAGCACCUCUGGGCAGACAGUUGCUCUUUCUGACGGAGGAGGAGCGGAGCAGUCUGGCCCAGGUUAAACCAUGCAGCAUCGAGCCGUGUGACAGUGGCCUGCUGGAGAAGCUCUUUUCGUCGGACAUCAGCUCUGUCUACAGGCUAGACAGACUGGAUGAUUCAGAUUUUAUGUACAUCAAGAAUACACCAAAACAUGAUUACAAGGUCUCAUCUAGUGCCCGCCAGAGUCUGAUGUCAGAGAGAAGUGGGACCCCUCCGUUUCAUUCGUCCCCCCGUAACUCAGUGUCUCAGCCCUCUCCGCGUCUGUCCUUCUACCAGCCCCUCAGCACCCUGCCGCGUGAAGGAGAGCGCCUGACCUUUCACCCCGAGGACACCUUUAGAGAGCUGGACGAGUUCCAGGAGGAGCCCCCCCUCUUCCUGGAUGAGAGCAGCUGGGACGGGGAUGAGUCAGAACUCAGUGACCCCACCCUCACUCUGCUCAACCAGCAACACUUUCAGGUUGAAUUCCUCCCUCUCUAUGACAUGCAGUAUUCCUUCUUGUGGGUAACAUUUGGAGGUAAGAGUGAGGAGGAGCUGUCUGGGCACUUGGAGAGCGUGAGGGAGUGUGCCAAGAGGAUGGGCAUGCACUGGGCACACAGACGCGCCUGCUUCCUCCUGGGACGGCUCUGUGCCAAGAAGCUCAAGCUCUCCCAGGCUCGUGUUUACUAUGAAGAGGCCUUGAGCGUGUGUGUGGACAGUUUCAGUGACACUCCUCUCUUUAUCGCUCUGGUCACAAACCUCACUGCUAUUUAUUUAAAGCAGAAGAUGACGGACAAGCUCCCGCUCACUUUGGAGAAGGCCUCUGCUCUGCUCCUGUGCCUCCAAUGCCAUAACUUCACCUCCAGCGAUGAGACUGAACUGCUAAAUCUUGUACUGAGGAGGGCUAUUUUCUUGGGAGAUAAAUACCUUGAAGCUCGCGUCUGCUACCUCACCUCCAACCUCUUCUUGUCUUUACGAAAAACUGACGACGCACUUCCGUUUGUGGAGCGAUUGCAAUUUCUCUCUGUGACCAUAGCAACUAAUGAAAACCAACCAAUCGCUCCUGUAGACUUGAACUGGCUCCUAAGUGGGCUCUAUCACCGUAAAUACAUGCCCUACUUAGCAUUAGCGUCCGUCAGCUUAGACUCAAGGCAGGACCACUCCCUUCAUGAUGCUUUUCAGAGGAUUGAAUUAUUUAUUAAAAAUUCUGUGAGGUUGAAUCCGUGCUGGAAAGAAGGCACCUCUCUGCUCCCAGCACAGAUAGUGGUUUAUCUGCAGCAGGCUUUGGCCAUAGCAGAGAGAGGGGAGGAGCUAAACACCCAGAGGGACCUGUGUUUGGGGCUGGCGUCUCUGUACCAACAGUAUGGGGCACUGGAUAAGGCCGUGCGGUGUGCCCAGCAGGCUGUGGAGACAGGCGGACACAUCAAUGAGGAGGAGAGCUUUGAGGCGUCUGUGCUGUAUGGCUGGCUCCUGGUUCUGACUGGACAAGCAGAAAAGGCUCAAGCAAUACUACAGCCACUGCUCACAUCACUACAGUGCACAGACAGCCCCACACAGAGAGGAGUCAUCCACAACCUGCUGGCUCUGUGUCUGAGGAAACAGGGUCGGACCGCACAGGCCCGUGGGCACCUCCAGUCUGCUCUGAUCAUCUCCAGGGAGAGUGGUAACCAGAGGAACCAGGCUCUGGCCCUUGCCAACCUGGGAUGUCUCGCCAUAGACGUGGGGGCAGCCUCUGUGGCAGAACUAUUACUUGUCAGAUCUUUGCACCUGUUCAUGGAGCUAUGGGAGAGCCCAACAGAUGAAGAGCACGUUCAGACGUACCUGUGGCUGGGGCGGAGCUACAAAGACAGGAGGCGGAGUCAGGACAUUCGGAAGUGUUAUGAAAUGGGAUUACUUAUUGCACUCCAUGCCAAAAAUUUGCACAGUCAGAUGGUGGUGGCCAAAGUCUUAAGUCGUCUGUAUGCUGACCUUCUCCUGUACGGUCAGAGCAUUGUUUACUAUGAGCACUGUGCUGCAGUGUCCAGAGAGCUGAAGGACAAGAGACUGGAGGGGGAAUACCUGGAAAUCCUCAGCAGCCUCUAUCUCUCACUCAACACUGAGAAGUCAUCUCGUAAAUCUCUGGACUACACAAAACAGAGCCUCAGGAUUUCUAUAGAUCUGGGCAAACGGGAGGAGGAGUCGGAGACUUGGCUUCAAGUGGGACGCAUCUAUUACCUUAUUUCAGAGGACGAACUAGCAGAUAUGUAUUUACAGGCAGCUGUGAAAACUGCACUGAGAAUGAAUGACCCCCACUUCACAAUGAGCAUCUAUGAAGAAGCAGGAGACGUGUACUUCAAAGGCUACAGGAAUCGAAUGGCCUCACUACCUUUUUAUAGAGACGGUGGCUUGCCUUUUGCACGAUGUAUUGGGGACAUUCACUCAGAGUUCAGAUUGUUGAGUAAACUGACCGAUUUGUUUAUGGACCACAAAGAAUGGGAGGAGGCCCUGCAGUACGCAACACUGUCUGUUGAGGUGGCAGGAAAAACUGGCGUAGAUAUGAAUGAGUGGUCCACCUACCACCGUCUGGCCACAGUCUACUACAGACUGGAGCAAUACGAGAUGGCAGAAAACUACUACCUCAAGGCCCUGUCAUUCUGUUCUCCCUCCAUCGAACACCCCCUGGAAGCGCAGUACUAUACCAAGGUGUACAGCAGACUGGGCAAUCUCACUCUGUAUAAGCUGAAGGAUGCCUUUGAUGCGGUGGGCUACUUCCAUUUGGCUCUGGCUGCUGCCCUAGAGGACUCGGCUAACCCUGAGGCCCUGUAUGUAGUUUACAUGAAGCUGGCUGAGAUAUAUGGACACCACAUGCCCAACGAUCAGCUGUGUCAAAACUACAGAGAAAAGGCUCAGAGCUUAAAGAGGGUCCUGGGAGGGGCAGCAACAGGAGAGGAAGGCAAAGACAAUAACAAUGGAGAGUGUUGUCAAAGGGAGGAAGAGGAUUCUAGUUUGGGACAUUCAGAGCAGACAGAAGAUAAUAUCAGUGCUUCAAGGACUUGUGUAACCAUUGCAGACGCACAAACCUCAAAUGUGGAUUCUAUUUUAGGAAAUACUGUGAACAAAGAAGCAGAUAUGAGCGAACCGUUUUCAGAGAGUUUUGAAGUAAAUGCUCCAGAAGGUAUUGGCGGUCAUUCUCACAAUGACUUUAAUCAUCUUACUGAGUCAUUUGAUACAGCUAAAGAAGACAUUAUUGACCCAAACAUUUCAAUGGAUCCGACACAAACAACAACAGAGUGGAUUAAGGGACAGACUGACCUGCAGCCAGACCACACAGUACCAGAGCAAAUACCAGUGAAUCACACAAGUGGAAUCAGUGAAGCAUUAAGUCCCGAAAAUGUCCCGCUAAAUUUCCAGAGCUCGCUAAACAUGGAGGACAGUGUGUCUCAAAAGGUCACUAUUGAAAAUGAAGAUAGUUUUGAGGAAAUUCAUGUGGACAUUGAAGAAACUGAAGAGACAUUUAGAGAUGGUCACCAGUCGAAUACAGGAGACAACAAGCACUUCUUUACUUUAUGAUGACUACAGCAACAUCAUUUAAUGCACUUAAUGUGAAAAUGACUUUAUUGAGUGAAUCUCUUGAAAUUUUGUCUUGGUUUUGAAUAACCAUUUUUGUAAAUGUAUAUUAGUUUGUUUGUUUUGUAAAAUUAUAAAUUAUUUGCUAUUUUAUAUGUACAUGCACAUUUGAUGCUUUUUUUUAUAAAGAAUAAACUAU